Messenger RNA from Girardinichthys multiradiatus, 4427 nucleotides. RefSeq names its product PR domain containing 10 (gene prdm10). Gene Ontology annotation, molecular function: protein binding. The transcript has 24 exons. The record is from RefSeq and is a predicted model, not a curated record. The coding region runs from base 296 to 3811 and encodes 1171 amino acids. Lineage: Eukaryota; Metazoa; Chordata; Actinopteri; Cyprinodontiformes; Goodeidae. Gene Ontology annotation, cellular component: nucleus.
UUUUAUCUUGUUAAAUCCUUCAGCAGAAAUCCUUACUUUUUUACCCAGCUGGAAGUUUCACUGGGCAGGUUCUUCAAAACCAUAGUUUUUCUGUGAUUCAUCCUUUCUAGCCUCGUAGAGCUGCAUGAUGACAAAGAAGCAAGAGAAGAUUAAGGAAAAUGUGGGCUAAUCUGAACUGAUAUUGUCAUUCUGAUGUUGCUAUAUUAUAUUUUCCUAAUAUGAUACAGCUCUGAAAUAUGCAUCCCACCCUGUGUCAGGAGGGGAGUGAGGUGGCUGGCGAAGGUGCUUUGCAGCGAUGGAAACCAAGCAGGAACCGUCCGCCGUGUGGAGUCAGACAGUUAACGACGACUCAGACAAUUCAACACAGGUGCAUUUUGAAGGCAGCACUGUGGCCCAGAUUGUGUACAGUGGAGAUCAGGCAGACCGAGCGGAGCAGCAGGUGGUCUAUACAGCAGAGGGGAGCUCCUACACCUCUGUGGAGUCUGCAGAGCACACACUAGUCUACAUUCAUCCUGCAGAUGGCGCCCAGACGGUGUUUUCAGAUCAGCCACAAGUGGCUUACAUCCAGCAGGAUGGCACCACUCAGCAGGUGACUGUUCUCCUGCCUGGUGGACAGAACGUGAAUGCUGCCAAUCUGCAUGUUCUCAGUAAUGUAGCAGAUGCUCCACAAGCCAUCCUGGAGCCUGUGUCCCAGGUGGAGCAGCUGUCCAACUCUCUCACAGACAUGGGUGACAUCGCAGAGCCUCCCAGUAGCCCGCUUGGAGCCACGGACUCCACAGACGACUCAGACGAAGUGGAGGAUGAAGACUCCGAGAUGGACGACUGGGAGCUGCAACACCCUCAAUCGUUUGACCCUCACGCCCUCUGGUGUGAGGAGUGUAACAGUGCCAACCCUUCAGACUGUCCUCUGCAUGGCCCCCUGCAUCCCAUCCCCAACCGGCCCGUGUUAUCCAAAGCCAGGGCCAGUCUUCCUCAGAUCCUUUACAUUGACCGCUUCCUGGGAGGAGUGUUCUCAAAGAGGCGCAUCCCCAAGCGCACCCAGUUCGGCCCUGUGGAGGGAGCGCUGGUUCCACAAAGUGAACUGCAGGACCACUACUUUCAAUUAAAGCUGUGCAUGCUGGAUCCAGAGAAGGCAGCGGAGAAGUCAAGCGAUGUGUGGUUGGACCUUUCUGAUGAGGACAUCUGCAACUGGAUGAUGUUUGUGAGGCCGGCGCAGAAUCACCUGGAGCAGAACCUGGUGGCCUAUCAGUACGGCUCCGAAAUCUUUUACACCACCAUCAAACACAUCCAGCCCAAGCAGGAGCUGAAGGUGUGGUAUGCAGCCUCGUAUGCAGACUUUGUGAAUCAGAAGAUCCAUGAUGUUACAGACGAAGAGCGGAAAGCUCUCCAGGAGCAGGAGUGGAACUGGCCGUGUUACGAGUGCAACCGCCGCUUUGUGAGCUCGGAGCAGCUGCAGCAACAUCUCAACAUGCACGACGACAAGUUUAGCUCUGUUUCCAGAUCCAGAGGCCGCGGCAGAGGGAGAGGCAGGAAGAGGUUCGGGACAGGGAGAAGACCAGGACGCCCCCCAAAAUUUAUACGCUUGGAUCCACCUGUAGACACCAAUGGGGACAAGGCAACAGAAUUGCUGGAUUUGACAGAGAAGGUGUUGGUGGAACAUGAAGGAGGAGCACAGAACGGGCUGAAGGAAGUGGACAUGGAGCCUGAGGGGGAUGCUGGGACCGAGGACGAGGGUCCACUGGAACCUCCUACCGAGGAACCGCUCCUACAGUCCGAAACACCAUCUGCUAAUACAGACCUGCCUGUUUCCCUAAAGGAAGACCUGGCACAGAGCAGCCAGCCAGAAUCCCAUCUCACCUCCCAGGACAUGCACCGUGCCAAGAAAAUCCGGACGGAUGAGCAGAACGCAGCUCUGCAGCACCUUUUCAUCAGGAAGACUUUCCGUCCUUUCAAAUGCACGCUGUGCGGCAAGGCCUUCCGGGACAAAGACAAGCUGGAUCUGCACCUGAGGGUUCACGGUCGUGACGCCUACACCUUCUCCUGCCACUUCUGCACCAAGAGUUUUGUGAGCGACUCGGCGCUUGAGGACCACCUACUGGUGCACACGGAGAGCCGCUCCUACUCGUGCCUCUUAUGUCCGGAUACGUUUGAAAGGUUGGAGAUGCUGAAAGAUCACGUGGAGGUGCAUUCUGUGGACGGCUACUUCACUUGUCCUUCCUGCAAGAAGACCUUCACAGACUUCAUCCAGGUGAAGAAGCAUAUCCGCUGCUUUCAUUCAGAGAAGAUCUUCCAGUGCCCAGACUGUGAAAAAGCCUUUUGCCGACCGGACAAGCUGCGGCUCCACAUGCUGCGGCACUCUGACCGCAAGGACUUCCUGUGCUCAACAUGCGGCAAACAGUUCAAGAGGAAGGAUAAGCUGCGCGAGCAUAUGCAACGCAUGCACAAUCCAGACAGAGAAGCCAAGAAGUCGGACCGAACCCACCACUCCAAAACCCACAAAACCAAAGUCCCUGCCACCGACCUUGACAGCUUUGUGUUCAAAUGCAGACUGUGCAUGAUGGGAUUCCGACGCAGAGGGAUGCUGGUUAAUCAUUUGUCCAAACGGCAUCCGGAGAUGCGGAUUGACGACGUGCCAGAGUUAACACUGCCGAUCAUCAAACCAAACAGGGAUUACUUCUGUCAAUAUUGCGAUAAGGUGUACAAGAGUGCCAGUAAAAGGAAAGCUCACAUACUGAAGAACCAUCCAGGGGCCGAAUUACCUCCCAGCAUCCGGAAGCUGCGUCCGGCUGCUCCUGGUGAGCCAGACCCAAUGCUGAGUACUCACACCCAGCUGACCGGAACCAUUGCAACAGCGCCGGUCUGCUGCCCACACUGCGCAAAACAAUACAGCAGCAAGACUAAGAUGGUGCAGCACAUCAGGAAGAAGCAUCCAGAGUUCGCCCAGCUAGCUAACACCAUCCAGACCCCUCUGACCACGGCUGUCAUCAGCAGCGCUCCUGCUGUCAUCAGUGCUGAUGGUACCGCUGCAGAGGCAGUAGUGACCACAGACCUGCUGACCCAGGCCAUGACGGAGCUUUCUCAGACCCUGACCACAGACUACCGGACCACACAGGGAGACUACCAGAGAAUCCAGUACAUCCCAGUGUCCCAGGCGGGGGGCGGCCUGUCGCAUCCGCAGCACAUUCAGCUACAGGUGGUCCAGGUAGCUCCGGCCUCCUCUCCUCACUCACAGGCCCAGACAGUCGAUGUGAGCCAGCUGCAUGAUCCUCACGGCUACAGUCAGCACUCCAUCCAGGUCCAACACAUCCAGGUCUCUGAGUCCUCAGGCACUGCACAAGCUGCCACACAGGGAAACAGUCAGCCUCUGAGCCCUGCCUCCCAGCAGCCCAGUCAGGAGCUGAGCCCGGCCCAGCUGACCCCCGUCACUUUAGCUCAGAGUCACACCCUUCAGACAAGCAGCACCCAGCAGCAGGGGACGGUGCAGCACGCUUACAUCCCUGGAAACUGGAACUACCGAGGCUACCCAUCUGAGAUCCAGAUGAUGACGCUGCCUCAUGGGCAGUAUGUGAUCACUGAGCCCAGCACCCCUGUGUCUGGAGUCAACAGCAGCCAGGUGAAAACGACGCACUUCGUUAUCUCUGAGGGUCAGAGUGAGCUGGAGACGAAGCAAACGGCUCCUCAGAGCACAACCCAGGCCCAGACUGAUCACCUGGAGCAACAGCCUGCGGGCCAGCAGGCCCCCACACAGUACAUCAUCACCACCACGACCAACGGCAGCGGCACCAGUGAAGUUCACAUCACAAAGCCAUGAACUCCAGACGUGGAGUUCAGACCAAUCAUGCAUGGACCUUUUUCUCUGGACGUUUGCUCCUAUAAAUGAAGAACAAUGCCGUCGAUCCGUGUGUGUGGAUCUGUGUACAUGUAGAGAUAAAACGCUCCCAGCACAGUUUUAUGUGUCUGAACGUUAAUGAGCUGCUGCCAGAACUUUAUCAGGAAAUAAAAUAAAGCAGAAGAGGUUUCUAUUUAGAAAAGAAUAUAACAAUGAUGGAAUAAACACACUACCUUUAACAACAUGCACUGGAAAAUAAAACUCAAUGGUAGUUUGUUUUUUUAAUAAAUAUUUUCAGUUCUUAUAGGGAGUGGAAGCUCUGUUCUAAUCCAGGUUUGAUAUGUUACAAACACAUUAUAUAGCAUUUUAUUUGUAAAUGACCAGAAAAUCCAGUUAAAUCCCAGUUCUCACCAUCAGUUGGAUGUUACCGCACAGUGUUGUUGAUGAUUUGUGAUGUGAAUCAGUUUACUCUUUGGAGCGCACAGGUCAGGUUUUUAUUUUCCAGCUAGAUUAUUAUAAAUUCAUGAAAUAUGAAUGAGAUAUUUUAAUAUCUGAAUGUGUUGUCAUCAGUUUUUAUAAUAAAUGUUGGAAAAACAAA